GUGCCCUCAUUGGCAUCAUUUGGGGUGUGGAGUGGUGGAUGUCUCAAGGGCAUCAGAUGGAGUGGGAAUGUCCCAUUGGCAUCAUCUGGGAUGGAUAAUUAUUGGUGCCCCAUUGGCAUCAUAUGGGCUGUGGGGUGAUUGGGUGUGGGGUGAUAGGUACCCUGAGGGCACAGGGUGGGAGCAAAGGGUGUGGAUGACCCCUUGGCAUGGGGGGCAGCGAGGUGGGGGGCACCUUGUGGGGGCAGGGGCUGAUGGAUAUCAGCUUCUCACAGUGGGUACAAGGUCGGGGGGCAGGGAGUGAGGGGUGUGCCUCAGGGGCACGUCAGGGUCAGGGGGUCACGAGCACCCGCAGCUUUCCCCUGUGCUCCUUCUUCACCUUUCGUGGGCUCUGCCAGCGCUUUUGGGUACCCCUGGCACUUGUGUCCCCCAGGUUUGCCACACAGGAGCGGGACGGGCUCCUGCUGUAUAACGGACGCUUCAACGAGCGGCAUGACUUUGUAGCACUGGAGAUUGUGGAUGAGCAGCUGCAGCUCACCUUCUCAGCAGGUGAGACCACCACCACAGUGUCACCCUUCGUGCCAGGAGGUGUCAGCGAUGGGCAGUGGCACCGGGUGCAGCUGCACUACUACAACAAGCCGGUUGUGGGGCGCUCUGGGGUCCUGCAGGGCCCCUCAGAGCAGAAGGUGGCUGUGGUGACUGUGGACGACUGUGACACAGCCAUGGCCCUGCGCUUCGGGCUCCACCUUGGCAACUACUCCUGCGCUGCCCAGGGCACCCAGACUGGCAGCAAGAAGUCACUGGACCUGACGGGGCCACUGCUGCUGGGGGGGGUCCCAACGCUGCCCGAGAGUUUCCCGAUCCGCAGCCGGCACUUCGUGGGGUGCAUGCGACACCUCCACAUUGACCAGCACCCUGUGGACAUGGCAGCCUUCAUUGCUAACAACGGCACCCUGCCCGGUGGGCUCCAGGGCCGGGAGAGUGGGCAGGGGCUGGGGGGGCUGUGCUCCUUCGAGCAGAAAGAGAUGGGGUGUGGGGUUAAGGAGUACCUGAGCAGUGGGGCUAUGUCCCCUGAAUACUGCGUGGCCUGGAACGGGCUGGCGCUGCCUCUCUCCCUGCCCUGGCCAGUCCGCAUCAUGUUCCGCACCCGCCACCCGCGUGGGGUUCUGCUGCGGGCGGGGGCUGGAGGUCGCCUAACCCUCAUCCUGCAGCUAAGCGAGGGGCAGGUGGAGGCUGGUGCCUGGCAGGGGGGGGCACGUUUGGCUACCCUGCGUCUGCCCCAGGCCAAAGUCAAUGAUGGUGCCUGGCACCACGUGGAGCUGGAACUGCGGGGGGGCUCUGGCCGCAACCCCCCCACCACCCUCCUCCUCCUCACCCUCGACUAUGGCCGCCACCAGGCAGUGGGCAAUGUCCCUGGAGAGCUGCAGGGACUGCGGCUGCGCACGCUGAGCCUCGGGGGGCUGCUGGGGGACAGUGGCACUGUGGCAGAGGGGUUCCAGGGGUGCCUGCAGGGCCUGCGUGUUGGGGACCAUGUGGUGACUGCGGGCACCUUGAGCCUGGCACAGGCAGUGCUGGUGAACGUGGAGGGGGGCUGUGCCCUGCCUGAUCCCUGUGACUCAGGGCCCUGCCCCCCCAACAGCUACUGCAGUGAUGAUUGGGACAGUUUCUCAUGUCGCUGCCACCCUGGGUACUUCGGUGACAGCUGUGUCAGUGCCUGUGCCCUGGAUCCCUGUGAGCCUCCGGGCACCUGUACCCGCCGCCCAGGCACGGGCCCUGGCUAUGCCUGUCACUGUCCCCCGGGCACCUUCGGGACCCUCUGCCAGCACCGGGAGGCGCAGCCAUGUCCGCGGGGAUGGUGGGGGCACCCCACGUGCGGCCCCUGCAGCUGCGAUGUCACCCACGGCUUCAACCCAGACUGUAACAAAACCACGGGCGAGUGUCGCUGCAAGGACAACCACUACCGCCCGCCAGGAGAGGACACAUGCCACCCCUGUGAGUGUUACCCCACUGGGUCGCUGUCGCGCCGCUGUGAUGCCAACACUGGACAGUGUCCCUGCAAAGCUGGUGUCAUUGGCCGCCAUUGUGACCGCUGUGACAACCCCUUUGCUGAGGUGACAGCCAGUGGCUGCGAAGUGAACUAUGACAGCUGUCCCCGGGCCAUUGAGGCCAGCAUCUGGUGGCCCCGCACUCGGUUUGGGCUGCCAGCUGCAGCCCCCUGCCCCAAGGGCUCUGUUGGCACGGCACUGCGCCACUGUGAUGAGCACAAGGGCUGGCUGCCCCCCAAUCUCUUCAACUGCAGCGCACUGGCCUUUGCUGCCCUUCGCCCCUGGGUGGAGCAGCUGGUGGGCAAUGAGUCACGGUGGGAUGCAGGGCAGUCCCGGCGUGUGGCGCUGGCACUGCGUGAAGCAAUGCGUGAGGCCCAUGGGUACUUUGGCAGUGAUGUGCACCUGGCAUACCAGCUGGCAGGGGCCCUGCUGCGCCAUGAAAGCCACCAGCGUGGCUUCCACCUCGCUGCCACCCAGGACGUGCACUUCACUGAGAACCUGCUGCGGGUAGGCAGUGCGCUGCUGGACAUGGGGAACAAGCGACACUGGGAGCUGAUCCAGCAGACGGAGGGUGGCACAGCCCAGCUGCUGCAGCAUUUCGAGGAGUACGCACGAGCCCUGGCACGGAAUAUGCCCCAGACUUACCUCAGCCCAUUCACCAUUGUCACCCCUAACAUCGUGGUGUCGGUGGUGCGGCUGGACAAGAGCAGCUUUGUGGGUGCCCGCCUGCCACGCUAUGAGGCGCUGCGGGGAGAGAAACUCCCAGACCUGGAGACGACCGUCAUCCUGCCUGACAGCAUCUUCUGGCCCCCCGAGGACAGGCCAGGCGAAGAGAAGAAGGAGGAGGAGGCAGGGAUGACUGUGGUGACCCGGCACAAGCGCCACCCAUCCCUGGGUGAGGGCCAGGCCAUCGCCAGCGUCAUCAUCUACCGUACCCUGGCCGGUCUCCUGCCCCAGCACUUCGACACCGACAAGCGCAGCCUCCGGGUGCCCAAGCGCCCCGUCAUCAACACACCAGUGGUGAGCAUCAGUGUGCACACGGGGGACACGGAUGGUGUGGGGGGCAUGGGGAACCCCCAGGCACUGGCCAAGCCUGUCACCCUCCAGUUCCGGCUGUUGGAGACCCAGGAACGCUCCAAGCCCAUCUGUGUCUUCUGGAACCACUCUCUGCGGGCCGGCAGUGUGGGCGGCUGGUCGGCACGAGGCUGCGAAGUCACCUUCCGCAACCAGAGCCACGUCAGCUGCCAGUGCCACCAUCUGACCAGCUUUGCUGUCCUCAUGGACAUCUCCCGUCGAGAGAAUGGGGAGGUGCUGCCGCUGGCAGCACUCACCUACGGCUCACUGGGAGUGGGGCUGGCGGGGCUGGCACUGGUGGUCCUGGCCCUGGGGACCUUGAGUCGGCUGCGUUCCAACCGCCACAGCAUCCGCCGGCAUGGCACAGCUUCACUGCUCCUUGCACAGCUUGUCUUCCUGCUUGGCAUCAACCAGACCGAUGUCCCGCUGGCGUGCACCGUGGUGGCCAUCCUGCUGCAGUUCCUGUACCUGAGUGCGGUAGGCUGGGCACUGCUGGAGGCGCUGCACCUGUACCGGUGCCGCAGUGAACCCCGUCAUGUCGACCGUGGUCCCAUGCGCUUCUACCACAUACUGGGCUGGGGACUGCCUGCUUUCAUUACCGGGCUGGCGGUGGGGCUGGACCCCGAGGGCUAUGGGAGCCCCGACUUCUGCUGGCUGGCCCUGCAUGACAGCCUGGUGUGGAGCCUGGCUGGACCCUGUGCUGCUGCCCUCGCUGUCGGCAUCUUCUUCCUGGUGCUGGCGGCCAGGGCCACCUGUGCCACCCCCCAGGGCUUCCAGAAAAAGGGCUCAGCGUCUGGGGUGUGCACAGCUGCAGUCCUGCUGGCCAUGCCCAGCCUGGCCUGGCUUCUGGCCCUGCUCUCAGUCAACAGUGACACGUUGCUCUGUCACUACCUGUUCGCCGCCUCCAACUGCCUCCAGGGCCCCCUCAUCUUCCUGUGCUGUGUGGUGCUGAGCAAGGAGGUGCGGAGGAGCCUCCGCCUGAGCUGUGCCCGCUGCCACCACCCACCACUGGCCACCAAGGCCACCCUGACCCCUGCCUAUGGCAGGGACAGCGCAUACGUGGCAGGGCAGCUGUACCCGCCCCCAGGUGGUGGGUCCUCGGGGUCCCUGCACAGCACUGCACGCUCGGGCAAGAGCCACCACAGCUACAUCCCAUUCGUGCAGCGGGAGGACUCAGGGCUGGCAGGCAGCCCAGGGCUGGGGCCAGUGCCGCUGCCUGAGCCUGGGGGGCUCUUCCUUGAUUCCCAGGACCAGCCUGAGGAGCAUGACACGGACUCGGACAGUGACGUGUCCCUGGAUGACCUGAGUGGCUCCUAUGGCUCCACACAUUCUUCUGAUAGCGAGGAUGACACCCCCUGUGGCUGGGACCCCUUACCCAGGGCUCCCCUGGGUCCCCCUGGCCCUGGUGACCCCCUGCUGCCCCCAGGAUGCCCAUACUGGCCAGGGGAAUUUGUGACAACAGCGAGUGAGGGACCAGGAGGUAGUGAGGGGCUGCGAGUGCAACCAUCUGGUGACCAGGGACACCCCUGGGGUGAUCCCCCCCAGCCCAAUGGCGAGGCAUUUCCCAGGGGCCCCCUGCUGCUGCCCCUACCCCACCCCCACAAAGGGAUCCUGAAGAAGAAGUGCCUGCCCCCCAUCAGUGAGCGGGGCAGCACCCAGCGCCCUGGGCCACCCCCACCGCCUCCGGCUUGCACAGCUGCCUCCUCGGGCAGUGACGGGGGGGCACCCCCAGUCCCCCGGCCUCGGCAGAGCCUCCAGGAGCAGCUCAGCGGCCUCACCCCCAUUGCCAUGAGCAUCCGCACAGGCACCGCUGACGAGGAUUCCUCUGGCUCUGAAUUUCUGUUUUUUAAUUUUCUCCAUUAACCCAAGGGGGCUAGGGGGGUUCCCCCCCAACCCUCACCCCUCCAUCUCCCACCAUGGCUGGGUGCUGGGGGGCACAGAGGGCACCCUGGCACCCAUCUCCCCCAUCACACAUCUGUCUGUCUUGUUUUUUAUCCACCCCCACCCCCCGCUUUGUAUCCACUUCCCCCAUCUGUCUGUGCCCCCCACCAGGAGCGACGAGACCUCAAUCUAAUGGGGACCCAGCAGGCAACCCACACACUGUGCCAGGGACACCAGGACAGGGAGGGCACCAGGAUGGUGGGGGGGGACACACCAGGAUUGGGGGUGUACAAGGACUGGGAGGACACCAGGAGGGGGCAGGGAGCCACAUCCCUCCCCGCCCCAGUGCACUUUGUAUCCUUGCAGGGAUUGGCACCUUGCAGGGGGGUAGCACAGGGUGCCCCUGUUUUCCCCCCAUGAUCACCCCCAGCCCCUUUGCCCAGCAGAGUGCUUUAUUUAAAAAAUACAUGAAAAUACAAAAAUGGGAAUUUAUAACCAACUUGCCCUAUUGUGCCAACCCCCCUGAAGGUGCCACCCAUCCCAUGGUGUGAACUUCCCCAGGUGGGCGGGCAUGUGGAGGGGGUGGGAUCAGUUGGGGGUUCAGGGAUGUCUGGGGAACCCCCCCUCCCCUGCCCAGGGGUGAGGCUCAGGUUGGGGAACUGAGGGAUGGGUGUUGUGGGGUGAGGGACCCCUGGGUACUGGGGGAUGUGGGGGGUUUCCUACUGCUGAUUGGACCUUUUGUAAUUAAAGCAAAACCCAGUGCA
This is a messenger RNA of Cyanistes caeruleus (blue tit), 5761 nucleotides long. The record is from RefSeq and is a predicted model, not a curated record. Lineage: Eukaryota; Metazoa; Chordata; Aves; Passeriformes; Paridae.